UAUCGCCGCAUUCAUUAAUUCUGUGUUAGUGCUAAAUCCAUAAAAUUGCAUUUUGUAAGAAACCGGUCGCUUGCAACAAUGCUGUUAAUUUUUAUUUUAAUGGUUGUUAUAAUCUACCUGUUCAAAAUUUCAACUAAGGGCAUUUGCAGAAGCCCAGGAUGUCUACUAGGUAAAACUGCAAUUAUAACAGGGGCAAAUUCAGGUAUAGGCUAUCAAACCGCGCUCAAUUUGGCUUCUAGAGGUUGUAAAAUAAUCAUGGCUGAUUGGGUCGACAUGGAAGCAUCAAAGCAAAAAAUUAUAAAACACACAAAUAACAACAACAUAUAUGCGAUGAAACUAGAUUUAACUUCGCAACAAUCAAUAAAAAAUUUUGUCGCAGAAGUUAUCGCUACUAAUGACAAAUUAGAUAUCCUUGUUAACAACGCUGGGAUUGGCCUACAAUUUAGUACGACAUCUCAACCCAACUUAAAUUCGAUAAUGCAAGUAAACUACUUUGGCCAUCUUUUACUCACACUUUUAUUACUCGAUUUGAUGAAAACAUCGGCUCCUAGCAGAAUCGUUUUCACAAGUUCCGCAUUUGCUUACUUGCACAACUUAACACCAGACAGUUUAGGUUUCGCGGGUUCAAAGGCAGUAACUGCGUCCUUACAAACAUAUUGUAACUCCAAGCUAGCAGUGCUGAUAGCAUCUGAUAUUUUUUCUGAAAAAUUAAAAGGUACUGGUGUAACGUCAAACGCUGUCCAUCCGGGGUAUGUCGCCACUGGAAUUUUUAGUCCUCUCCACAACCUGGGAUUUGUGGCAAAAAUAUUUCUGAAAACUUUAGAAUUUAUUUUUGCCAAGGACCCUUGGGAAGGUUCGCAGACUUUAGUAGACGCAGUUGUUUCAAACGAACUGGAAGAAGUAUCAGGCAAAUUUUUAUGUGACUGUAGGCCUUUCUGGAAACCUUUGGUAGCGUACGACAGAGAAUACUGUCAACAAAUAUGGCGUGCUUCAUUAAAGCAUAUAGGUUUAGAAGAACUUACAGAAAAUAUCUAAAAAAAUAAAUGUGAAGUCUAUUCAUUUAAGGCAUAUGCAUAUUUGAUGGAGUCUUAUUUGCCUCACAAAUAAUGUCGUAUCUUUGUCAAUAAAUUCAUAUUUUUCGAUCAA
Molecule: messenger RNA, 1146 nt
Organism: Zophobas morio
Lineage: Eukaryota; Metazoa; Arthropoda; Insecta; Coleoptera; Tenebrionidae
Product: retinol dehydrogenase 13-like
Exons: 4
Coding region: 79-1035 (318 amino acids)
Source: RefSeq, a predicted model, not a curated record